Meloidogyne enterolobii is the source of this 531-nucleotide messenger RNA. The record is from the annotation of a GenBank genome assembly. NCBI's taxonomy places the organism in Eukaryota, Metazoa, Nematoda, Chromadorea, Rhabditida, Meloidogynidae.
AUGGGAGCUUUUUAUAGCAGGCCUGAGAUAAGAGGUCCAAAUCCACAUACACGAUCUGGCGAGCCUCCCCCUAAGCUUAAUGUUUUAAAAGAAAAGGACCGGCCAGCUCAUCGAGUUUAUGAUCCGAUGAGUCUUGAAUUACAUAUGGGAGAUGAGCGAGUUCGUACGGCAGGAUUAACACCAGCAGAACGAGAUUGGCGCCAAAAAUUUUUGAAAACCGAGCAAUUGCAUCCUGACGAGCCAAUUCAUGUGGACGCCGUGCACCGACAAAUGAAUCCUGUUCGAGUUAUUUAUCGAAUGCCUUGGGAUUACCUCUACAAGCAUUUCCUUCGUCCAACUUUUGGAGCAUACCGAGCUACAAUUAUUCGUGCUUAUGUGCCAAGAGUUAUGAUUUUAUGGACUGUUGCUCUCUGUGGGCAUUAUUAUUGGAAAUACGAAUUGAAGGUAGAUAUACUCGAUUAUUUAUUUCUACAUUCAGACGUGGGAACGAGCUCUUGGUGUUGCACCUUUCUACAUGUUGCAAGAUUAUGA